Molecule: messenger RNA, 1917 nt
Organism: Sycon ciliatum
Lineage: Eukaryota; Metazoa; Porifera; Calcarea; Leucosolenida; Sycettidae
Product: thialysine N-epsilon-acetyltransferase-like
Exons: 6
Coding region: 922-1449 (175 amino acids)
Molecular function (GO): N-acetyltransferase activity
Source: RefSeq, a predicted model, not a curated record
AACGUAGUAACGAUAGUAACGUGUUUCUUUACUUACUUAGUCUUUCUUGUAUCGAUCCUGUACAAUCAGUCAUCUUGGUCAUCUUGCCCACUCUUGGUCAUCAUCAUGAUUGUAGAUCUACCUGGUGGCGACAAGGCCAAGGCUCAACUGUUACUUGCGUCGCUCAACCUGAGUUGACAGCCUCAGGAGUAGAUCUACGCCCAUUACUGCAUUAGCGGCUGUCGUUGCAAUGAAUGGGCCGCCACUGCGAGUUGUACGCCUCCCUGGUACCACUUCAUUUAUGAUUAUCAUUAUAAUAAUAAUUAUCUGGACUACAAGUACUAAGUUAGUAAGUAGUACUAGUUUGAGGGAAAGACACAAACGGGAAAAGUCUGAAGAAAAAAUUGACUGUCAUGUCACCACCAUGACUCGAACCAGGCCAGGGACCCUCGCUUGUAGCUAGCGAUGCUCUAACCACUGAGCUAUGGUGUAGUCGUCACCCCAGCAGAUUAUGUAAGCUUAUUACUACUUUGUAGCAUUACAGCGUAGACUAGUGUUCGGAUCGGUAGCGCCAUUCUCUAGUCUAUCGAUAGUAUCGUAUGGAAGAGUUUUGCGCGUACUGAGCCGUAGGUUGUGAGUUUUCAUUGAUCGGGUGGGGCCAGUGUGCUAGUGAAGGUGCAGACAGGCAAACCCCCACAAUUGUUCAAUCGUAGAUCUAUCGGAUGCCGUGCAUGCUCCUCUUGUGCAGUAGUGGCACGUUUCGCAGCAUCCGGAUCGAUCCCACACCUUUUUCACUUCAGACAGCAACAAAAUUGCAGGGAUCUGGAACAGCCAAGGACACACCAGUCCACGCUGAAAUAGCGGACAUUUCGACGUUCCAGUGACCGGGUCAUAUUGAACCAAUCCGAUCAUCGCCUUACGGCUAGACUGCAUCUGGGUGUCAUGUCCGUGAAGGAUCUGAAGGAGACGAUGGCGGAGCCAGUCCGACUUCGGGAGGCAACGGCGGAGGACAUGCCUGCUGUAUCUGGACUACUCAAGGCAUUUCUCCCCUUCGUUGAGGAGCCUGGACUUCACGAAAUGGUGACGACAGAAGAUCUCAUUCGGGAUGGAUUCGGAGACCGACGCUACUUCACCAUUCUCCUGCUUGAGCUCGUCAAAGACGGAGAAGCCGCAUUGGCCAUUGGUUACACCAUGUACUUCUACAAGUAUUCAUACGGUGGCCGCUCUCUGUACAUGGAGGCCAUUUUCGUCUUGCCGGAACACCACCGGAAAGGAUAUGGGAAAGUUAUCAUGAGACAUCUGGCAAAGCUUGCUUUAGAGAACCACUGCAGGAGCCUCACAUGGCAGGGCGUCCUAGAUCGGCCCAGUGCAAACUUCUACAGAAGCUUAGGCGCAAAGGACCGCUCUGACGUAUCCGACUUCCAGCUGGAUGUCGAAGGCAUGAUGGGUCUCAUUGAAGGAGCAACGUGAUGAUUGGAGACAGUAUUCACCCAGUGCACGGAUGUGCCGCCAAGUUACUUUCCUGCUGUGGCCAGAACAUGAAUUCUGCUGCAGGUCUGAGCAAUAACAGGAUACCCGAUCCAACGCCACGGAAAGGUGAAGAGGCCAAGUACGAGUACAUUGCCUUGUUGAGUUGCAACACACAACUAGCUGCGAGUGCAUGUACUUGUCAAGCAUGAAGUAUCGUGAGGAAUUCUUGGCAUUUCGACUGUUGCUAUAGCAAUCAGAGAUACCCUGACAGCACAGUCAAACUUAACUAUAUUUAUGUACUCCGGCUGGUUCACAGAGUUUAUCUGAUUUCUGAAUCAUUGUCUUCUUCUAGGACACAGGAGAUCCGUGGACUACAUCUUAGAGAAGCGGAAUCACUACUAACAUUUCUGUUCACCUAAUCUGGCCUUUUGCUCUCAUACCUAAACUGAUACUGACUACCUAAAACGG